This is a messenger RNA of Platichthys flesus (European flounder), 4948 nucleotides long. It is a transcript of the gene creb3l2, whose product is annotated as cAMP responsive element binding protein 3-like 2. NCBI's taxonomy places the organism in Eukaryota, Metazoa, Chordata, Actinopteri, Pleuronectiformes, Pleuronectidae. The record is from RefSeq and is a predicted model, not a curated record. Gene Ontology annotation, biological process: regulation of transcription by RNA polymerase II. Bases 1407 to 3113 code for a protein of 568 amino acids. Gene Ontology annotation, molecular function: DNA-binding transcription factor activity, RNA polymerase II-specific; cAMP response element binding. The transcript is spliced from 13 exons.
UGAGGGGCCUCAAGGAACCAAACCCAACAAUCACUUUAAGAAUGAACUCAGAUUUUAAUUUUCCCUUUUCAACAUAAACAUGUUUAUGAUUAUAACUGUUUUUUCCAUCAAGGUAGAAGCUGCUGUUGUAGAACAUCAGAUAAACUACACUUUUAGUUUUGUUAGUCUGCUCAGACGUGGACAAAUUGUGUAAGAAGACACUUUGCGCCGUCAUGUGACCACAGCUCCUCUCGACCUCAGAAUUCUGAUGAAGCAUCUUGAAGGAAUCAGAUGAUCUGGGUCUUUUUAGAACCACUCGUUUCCGUUUUCAGCUCGAGUCUCGUUUCCGAGUCGUCUCUUGGGGACAAAUGCAAAUGUCUCUCAGAUCUUUGGGUUCAGCUGCAGAGAGAGAAACAGAAACUCAUGUAAAUUCAGAGGAAUCAUCCUCGAGUGAUGUUGGUUCUCGUCCCUGAGUCGAGUUCCAGCUGCAGAUUGUUGCACAAACACGUUGGUUCUUAUCAGAUUGUUGUUUUCUCUGUUGUCACUGUUGUGUUAUCACACUCGUCUGGUUGUCAUUUCCUUCCUGGUCGUCGGCUUCACCUCAGAUCUGCUGCUUCGUCUCUGGGUUUUAAUUAUCAGUUUUCUAAUUUACAAUACAUCUUUUAAUCAAGAUUUGAAACUUAAAAAAUAAGAGAAUUUACAUUUAUUUGCAUAAAGAUGUAUUUAAAAGUCAUAAAGUACCAACUAAUAUUUUAAAAUAAUAGAGUCUAUAUUCAUUUUCAUGUGUAUUCACUGCCGGGCGUUGAUUGGCUGUUUCUGUGACAACGGGGGCGGAUUUGAGCUGCUAAGGUAUUCUUGGCCUACGCUGAUUGGUCACAGGAACUCCAAACACUUUCCUGAUUGGCUCCGUCAUCUGCCAGUUAAUGCCGCUGGAGGGCGGAGCUACAAGCAGACUCGAAACAAAGGAGACAUCUGAUUGGUCAGACUUGAGUUAUGUGGGCGGGCCGUUAAGUUAUGAUAGGUGUAACCUGUGGAUUCUCUCAAAUUAAAGAAGCGUCCGAGAGAAGGACGGAAGUACGGACUUAAAGGCUGAGAGGAGGAGGAGGAGGAAGAGGAGGAAAGCGAGAAACUGAGGCUGCAGCUGUGGACGCACAGACAGAACGAGAUGAUCAACAACAACAAGCAGAAGAAGAAGGAGCGUGACUCUGCUGCAGCUGCGACCCUCUGACUCAACAUCUGUAUUUCAUUCUCCUGCUGCUGCUCACACAACUUGUUGGGAAACUUUAUUUCUCCCGGAGUGAGACCAGGAGUUUCCAGUUUGACCUGUUUGCAGCAAAACUUCACUUCUUCUCCUUCUUCUUCUUCUUCUGCUGCUGGAGGAGGAACGACCACAUCCACCUGAGAGUGUGCGUGUGUGUGGAGGAACCAUGGAGAUCCUGGACAGCAGUGAGACCUUCCUGCACUGGGACAGGAACCUCAGCGAGCUGUCGGAGGCUGGAGACAUCGACUCGGUGCUCUACACCAACCACUUCUCUGAGCUGCUGGACGACCUGUCACAUGACGCCCUGCUGGGUCAGCUCCUCAGCGACCCCUUCCUGUCCGGGGGGCGGGGCGGCGUGGAGGACAUGGAGGGCGACGAGGACGACAGCGACCUGUCCCCGUCCUCGCCCCUGCCCCCCCACAUCACGGCCGAGCACAGCUACUCGCUCUGCGGGGACAGUCGGCCGCAGUCGCCCCUGUCGCACCUGACCGGUGAGCAAGGCAGCGAAGCAGAAUCAGACGGGGACUCGGCUGAUUGGCCCAUGGAGCAGGACGAGGCCAUGGACGCCAUGGACGCCAUGGACGGCUUCCUGUGUGAGCCUCCCUCCCUCCUCCCCAGCCUCUCCCUGGCCUCCAGCGUGGGGCCCAAAGCAACCGAGGGCCCCGCUGCGGCCCCUGCUGCUGCCGCCCCUGCCGCCGCCACCGCCGCCGCCGCUGCCACCCCCCCGGCUCAGGCCACAGCCAGCAGCCACAACCAGAGCAAAAGCAUCAAGAUCAAAGAGGAAAGCAUCGUCCCUCAGAUCAAACUCGAGCCUCAUGAAGUCGAUCAGUUCCUCAACUUUUCCCCCAAAGGACUGGAGUCCCUGCAGAUGCCUCCCACUCCUCCCAGUUCCCACGGCAGUGACUCUGAGGGCAGCCAGAGCCCCGGCCACGCUCCGCCCGGCCUCUCCUGCCCUGGCUCCCCCAGCAGCCCCUCUCCGUCCCAGGCCAGCCCGAAGGUGGCGCCGCGGGCCGCCUCCUCCCUGUCCAACUCCCCCCUGCUCACCGCCGCUCAUAAGCUGCAGGGCUCAGGGCCGCUGAUCCUGACGGAGGAGGAGCGCCGGACGCUGGUAGCUGAAGGUUACCCCGUCCCCACCAAACUGCCGCUCACCAAAUCCGAGGAGAAGGCGGUGAAGAAGAUCCGCAGGAAAAUCAAGAAUAAGAUUUCCGCUCAGGAGAGUCGCAGGAAGAAGAAGGAGUACAUGGACGCGCUGGAGAAGAAGGUGGAGAACUGCUCCAACGAAAACAACGAGCUGCGCAUGAAAGUGGAAUCUCUGGAGUGUACGAACAAGUCUCUGCUGCAGCAGCUGCAGUCUCUGCAGGCGCUGGUGGCCGGCAAAGUCCCCAAGUCCUGCAGGAUGGCUGGCACCCAGACAUCAUCGUGUUUAAUGGUGGUGGUUUUGUGUUUCUCUCUGUUUCUGGGGAGUUUUUACCCCGGGAGUCUGACCCCCUGCUCCACCAUCACUGAAACAGGCCUCGCCUCAAAGCAGCUGUCAGUCCAAGAGUCGUACACGGCCACAGUGAAGUCGAGGAAUCUGUUGUCGACCUCCGAAGACGAGCAGCCGCACCUCCUCGGCCUCGGCGGCGAAUAUCCCGACCAAUGGGAGGACACGCCGGCCGUGGUCAUGGCAGCGUGGCGUCACUCGGAGCAGCAGAAGAUCGGGGCGGAGCCUGAGAGGGCGGAGACACACCCACCUUUCAUGAGUAAAAACAACGACACGCAGACGCCGACAAACGUGCUGCUGGACCUGCACAGGUCUCUGGAGCAGCAGCUGACGCACGAGAGCCGCAGCAAAGUGGUCGACCUGGAGCGAACGGUGAACGAGACCUCCUGAGGUCGACGCCCCCCCCCCCCCACCGACCUCCUCCACACCCGACCCCGACCUUUGACCCCCCCCCCCCCCCCCACCUCUGGAGCAUGGUUCAGUGUCCUGGAGCAAACCUCAUACAGUAGUUGUUCCCACUGCUGAUUAUUUAAGGUCAUUUAUGUUUUCAGUCAUCUCUGUUCAAUCAGAUACACUGUAGUAUAGACGGGGGAGGGGGAGGGGGGGGGGCACUGGUUGCCUUCCGUCGUGAAGUAAAAGUUGCACUGAAUAGUUUUUACAUGAGUCAGUUUUAUUCGUCCUAAUUGACCCGAAACGAAAACGCUGUUAAAUUCAGAUUAAAAUUCGAAAUCGAUCCAAACGUAGUGCGACAUUCAUUCCAAUGGAACGAGAGCUAAAGACGACAGGUGAGGCUUUUUAACAGGACACUGACGAGGACCUCUGUAUUUAUAGAAAUCUUUUUUUUUUCUAGUUUUAAUAUUAAAUGUUUUUUAAUUCUAUUCCGUACAAUUCAUCACAUUUUGAUACGUUUAUUGUGUUUAACAAUUUAUUCUAUUGUGCUAUUUUAUAUUUUGUUCAUAUUCCUUCGGCUGACUCGAGACUUAGCUCGGGGCUCCUGCGCUUAUUUGGAAAAAUCUUGAGACGUUGUGAAAUGUUUGGUGGAAUGAAAAAGUGUUUGAUUUGAAUGCAGCUGGAGAUCAAAUGUCAUAUCACACCUAUACACGUCAUUAUAUAUUGGGGGUGUGUACAGAUGUUACAGAGGUUUGGAAAAAGAAACGGUGGAUUGUUGAUUCCAUGUCUCACACGUUUGGCCUGUGUGCGAAUCAGGGGUCAAUAUUUGAGGCUUUUCUUUCUGUACAUAUUCUUUUAGUUUUGGUCAUGAAAUGCAUUUUAAAGAGCCACAUGUUUCAAGUAGCAAACUUCAUCUUAAAAAAGACAUUUUGGGAAUUCGUUUAUUUUGCUUUGAUGCAGACACGACUCUUAUUUAUCUGUUUAUCUAAAUCUUUUCAAACUCACUAAUUAAUUAAUGAUAUAAACUUGUUAAUUCCUGAGCCGUAUCUAUUUUGAAAGACUUCCUGUGAUGCCACGCUCGUUGUUUCCAGGUUCUCCUCCAACUCUGUGCCAGAGGAAUCGAUCUUCUCACUGAAAGCAAACUAAACUCUUUCCCAUCAUGUCAAACUGUUGCUUUAAAAGAAGUUUUAAGAUGAAGCUACAGAUUCCGCCUCCUGCGUUCACCUCGCUCGGCCUCUAAUCCUCGCUUUGCACCCUGUCAGCUCCAAGAGUCUUUAUCUGCUCUUUUUUUAAAGCAUUUACCAAAAACAUAUUUCUGCCCAGAAAUAAACGAAAAAAAAAAUCUAUUUUUGUAAAUAUGAGUUGUUAAUAAAUAAGAAAGUCUAAAUGUGUCUGGGAUGUGCAGUUGAAAAACCAACGUUUGAUUCAUUCUGUCAUGAUCAUGAGACGCCUGAGCUUCAGUUUGACUUGUUUCUGGGUUGUAGUGUGAUCAUUUGAUGAUGGCAGGUCAUCGUGGCUCUUAUCUGUUCUUAUUACGUGUUUUACAGACGUGUUGUCAUGUGUGUUCCAGACCAAACCAGACAUUUUAUACAAAUGUAGUAACAUCCAGCAUCCUGUGUCUGUUGUUUGAGCUGAAUCUCGUUCCUCACUCUGUAGAAAGCACAAGAUGAGAUGUUGGUUUCAUAUUUGAAAUGUUCUGGACCUGCUUCCUCCUGUUUAGAGCGUUUUUCAAAAGUCAGAUUUCAUUUCUGUGUUGCUUCUGUGUCACGUGACUCAUAGGCUUUCUGUCUUUUUUGCAUUCAAACGAAUAAAGUAUUUUCCGUAGUAAAAGCAGA